Hibiscus syriacus is the source of this 981-nucleotide messenger RNA. RefSeq names its product E3 ubiquitin-protein ligase UPL1-like. The record is from RefSeq and is a predicted model, not a curated record. The transcript has 2 exons. Lineage: Eukaryota; Viridiplantae; Streptophyta; Magnoliopsida; Malvales; Malvaceae. Bases 1 to 981 code for a protein of 326 amino acids.
AUGGCCAUGGAAUGGCUGGUUAGUCAUGCUGACGAUCCUGUGCAAGAGGAUGAUGAACUAGCUCGAGCACUUGCUCUAUCACUUGGAAAUUCAUCAGAGACUUCCAAAGUUGACAGUGUUGAUAAGCUAAUGGGUUUCAGACUUCCAAAGUUGACAGAAGAAGGGCCACCUCCAUUACCUCCAAUUGAUGAUAUCCUCAAUGCAUCUUUGAAGUUGUUCCAGUGUAGUAAUAACAUGACAUUUUCAUUGACAGACUUGUUUGUAGCACUUUGCAAUCAUAACAAAGGAGAAGACCGUCCAAAAGUUCUAUCAUUUCUUAUUCAGCAGCUGAAGCUCUGCCCACUGGAUUUUUCUAAGGACUCCACUGCAUUAUGUAUGAUAUCUCAUAUUGUAGCACUGUUUCUUUCUGAGGAUGGAAAUACACGUGAAAUUGCUGGCCAGAAUGGUAUAGUACCUGCUGUCAUUGAUAUAUUGAUGGAAUUCAAGGCUAGAAAUGACUUGGGGAGCAAGAUUACGGCACCAAAAUGUAUCAGUGCUUUACUUUUAAUCUCGGAUGAUAUGUUGCAGUCACGAUCAAGAAUAUUUUAUGGAAUGAUGGAGGGUACUCAGACAGUAUCUCAGCCUGACUCAUAUGGGGAGCAUGCUUCUUUGACAGUUCCAGAAUUAAUUACAGAAAAAAAAUCAGCUUUAGAUGCUAACGAGAAAGAAUCAAUCACUCCAUUUGAGAAAAUAUUGGGAAAAUCUACUGGUUACUUGUGCAUAGAAGAGACUGAGAAGUUGCUUCUUCUUGCAUGUGAUCUAAUCAGACGGCACGUUCCAGCAGCGGUCAUGCAGGCUGUUCUUCAGUUAUGUACUCGCCUAACAAAAGCACAUGCAUUAGCUUUGCAAUUUCUCGAAAAUGGAGGCUUAGCUGCUCUUUUUAGUCUUCCAAGAACUUGUUUUUUCCCUGGUUAUGAUACUGUUGCAUCUGCAAUUUAUUAG